CCGAUUUGAUACGUUUACUAUCAAAGAUGUACACUGCAGCAAGGGAAAUGUCUCGGACGAAACAAAUUGGCAUUGCUGCGAGGAGAUUCUCCACUUGCCCACCCCUUUUUGCGCCUGUUCUUCCACAGACAACACUCCCCAAACCCCGUUUUGACUAUACGAAACUGCUUUCAGACCCAUCCUUAACACUACAAAACGCCCAACUACGGGCAUUCCCUCUGGUUACCAACCACCUAUCCGAACUUUCGUCUCUGCGCGAUACUCAGCGAGAGCUUCUUCAGAAGCUCAACGCUACCAGAGCUCGUCAAAAGGAACUCGGUAAUUCGAUCAAGAAAUUAAAAGGUCUCGAAGUCGAAGAAGCGAAGAAGCAAGCUAAAGAGCUUAAAUCGUUGAUUAAAGAGUUCGAAGUAUCGUUAUCAACAGCCGAAUCAUCUCUUCUCGACCUCGCACUUUCGCUCCCCAAUUUCUCUCACCCUUCCACCCCUAUUGGUCCCGAAGAAAACGCUCGCACACUUGAGACGUUUGGUCCUACGCCCAUACCCUCCGACCCAGCAAGGGACCACGUCGCUUUCGCCCAAUACUUCUCCCUGCUCGAUACUUCAGCUUCUGCCAAAACAACGGGCUCAUCAUGGCCUUACCUUCGAGGUUCCCUCGCUUUCCUUGAACAAGCACUGAUCAGCUAUGCAUUAAACAUUGCUAAUAAACAUGGAUUCACACCAGUUAUACCCCCUGAUGUGGUCAAGACCGAUAUCGCCUGGCGAUGCGGUUUCCAACCCCGCGACCAAGCGACAAACGCCGCUGCCUCCCAGACGUACCACCUCCAACCCACUUCAAAUUCGGCUCAGUCGCUCUGUCUUGCCGGUACUUCCGAAAUUCCGUUGGCGGGGAUGUUUGCAGAUAUGAUUAUACCCGAAGAAAACCUCCCCCAACGGGUUGUCGGUGUCGGUCGGGCCUUCCGAGCUGAAGCGGGUGCAAGAGGCGCAGAUACGAGAGGAUUGUAUAGGGUGCAUCAGUUUACGAAAGUUGAGUUGUUUGUGGUGAGCGGGGAGAAGGAGAGCGAAUCGAUGAUGGAGGAGAUGAGAGAGGUACAGAAGGAAAUUGUGCAAGGUUUGGGGUUGAGCGUGAGGGUGUUGGAUAUGCCAACGGAAGAGCUGGGAGCUAGCGCGCACAGAAAAUAUGAUAUGGAAGCAUGGAUGCCCGGCCGAGGGAAAUGGGGCGAGAUCACAUCGACAUCCAACUGCACGGACUACCAAUCUCGUCGUCUAUCCAUCACUUACCGUCCCCAACCCACAUCACCUACCCAUGCCAUCGACCCUUCCUCAGGACCAUUACCGUUUGCCCAUACGCUAAAUGGUACAGCUGCCGCCAUACCCAGAUUACUUGUGGCGUUACUAGAGAACGGAUUGCAGUACGAUAAGACGGGCGAGGGUGAUAGUGAGCAGGUGAUCUAUACGGGAUUAGAAUUGCCAAAGGCAUUACAGAGAUUUUAUGUAGGAAGCGAUGAGAUUGGCGGGAGAGGGAGAAAGGGGUUAAUCCAUUGGGUUUGAAGUUGUUGUAAACUGAUCAUCACGACGAGUACUUUUCAUCAAUAUAGCAUUUAGGUAAUCCUAAACAUGAAUGUCAUUUGG
This is a messenger RNA of Cryptococcus deneoformans JEC21, 1628 nucleotides long. Its product is annotated as seryl-tRNA synthetase, putative. NCBI's taxonomy places the organism in Eukaryota, Fungi, Basidiomycota, Tremellomycetes, Tremellales, Cryptococcaceae. Gene Ontology annotation, biological process: mitochondrial seryl-tRNA aminoacylation. The coding region runs from base 27 to 1547 and encodes 506 amino acids. The record is from RefSeq and is a predicted model, not a curated record. Gene Ontology annotation, cellular component: mitochondrion. The transcript has 4 exons. Gene Ontology annotation, molecular function: tRNA binding; ATP binding; serine-tRNA ligase activity.